ACAGGCAGCUGCCGUACAGGUCGCCGCAAGACCAUAUGCACGCCUCUUCAUAAAUCAUUAUUUUGCCUAGGGGAGAUUGAUGGCGAAGUCACUGCAUUCAUCUGCGUCUACUGAUUCCUCCGACCUCUUCGGUCCCGAUGAUCCUGAAUUUCUUGAGGCUCUUAGAAACGCGGUGCUACCCGGAGAUCCCCCACCGGAUGCUGCGUCACUGAGUCGAAAGCGUCCUCGUAAUGAAAGUGACGAGCGGCAAGUUGAAAUGACCUCGCAUGGAACAACCCAUGGACUCGGUCACACCGAAGACAAUCCCGAGAUCUAUGGGGCAUCUCGCUUUGGACAUUUUGGAGAAUAUAUGCAUCGCAAGCGUGCCAAGCUCCAGAUACAGAAUGCAGACCUCGAUGCAAGCCAAGAUAUUGGUGAAGAAAGCAGGAUUUUCAGCGGUCUUUCAAUAUAUCUUCCAUCUCAGAUUAACGGGUGGACCAAUCCUUCGGUUCAAGACCUACGGCAAUUGAUAGUGACGCAUGGGGGUGUGUUUCAGCCUUACCUGGAUAAGAAAUCCUUAGUGACCCACGUCAUUACUUGCUCGUUGACUGCUGCGAAGAUCAAAGAUUGGAAGCAUAUGAAGAUUGUCAGGCCUGAGUGGCUGGUGGACAGUGCCGCUGCAGGAACAUUACUUCCAUGGAGGAAUUACAUUUUCAAACCCGGGGGCAGGGUUGAGCAAUCUCAAGGAGCGCAUACGCCUCAAAGUCAUCUGUCCACAGACUCGCGGACAACAGCGCGCUCCGAUUUGCGUAAACCUGAACAGCCACUAUCAGGUGACCAUGUCCCCGCAACAACGCCUGAUUCUGACACGGCAGGUGCUGCCACCGCUGAGGUUGAUGAUCCAGGGUCCUCGACUUCUUAUUCACAUCGACCGCUCUAUGUUACAGAUCCAGGCACGCGCGAAGACGCCGCACGCGUCCCUGGAGCCGCACACACCUCCGUGGCACCAAAUUUCAUAGAAGGUUUUUACAAAAACUCACGACUGCACUACCUGUCCACAUGGAAAGCUGAGCUGAAAAAAUUAGUCCAGCAAGCCUACGAAGAAGUAGAAAAUGGGCUGGUACAUGAGUCCUCGUCAACUAUAGGCAGACUUCAGGACUGUGGCUGGCAGCGCGUAUUAUUAUGCACUGCGACUUCGAUUGCUUUUUCGUUUCCUGUCGGCCUUCUGAGUCACCCUGAGUUGCGAGGCAAACCGGUUGUCGUUUGUCACUCACAAGGUGGUACAGGGGGUGCAUCUAGUACCAGUGAAAUAGCAAGCUCAAGCUACGAGGCCAGGUCAUUCGGGGUUAAAAACGGCAUGAGCCUUCAGCAAGGGCGUAAAUUGUGCCCUGAUCUUAUGACUACACCAUAUGAAUUCGAGAAAUAUAAACAGCUGUCGUUGCGUUUCUACACCAUUUUGAUGCGUCAUGCGGAUGAUAUCCAGGCCGUCUCCGUUGAUGAGGCUUUGAUAGAGGUUACAACAAGCGUUGCCAGAUGUGCUCUUCGGCCAUCGUCCCUAGCAUUUGUGGAUGAUCCUGCAAAGUCUCUUGCAGAACAGAUACGGUCCGAGGUCAGAGACGGAACAGGUUGCGAAGUGAGCAUUGGCAUCGCAGAGAACAUACAACUCGCUCGCAUUGCAACACGCAAAGCCAAGCCUGCUGGAUCCUUCCACCUAAAACCAGAAGAUGUGCAAGAGGUUCUCGCGCCGUUAGAUAUCGAUGACCUCCACGGCUUCGGACAUUCUACACGCCAAAAAGCGAACGAGAAGCUCGGAGCCACAAAUCUCGGCGAACUCGCUAAGAAGAGCAAAGGUGCAUUGUGUGAUGCCCUUGGCAAGACCACUGGCGAAACUCUGUACAAUGCGAUUCGUGGCAUCGAUGAACGAAAGCUCGAGUCUGACAAGCCGCGAAAGUCUGUAUCGUGCGACAUCAACUACGGGAUACGUUUCGAGAACAACGACCAAGCCAAAGCUUUCAUCUACCAGAUGGCCGAGGAAGUUUCCCGAAGAUUGAAUGCCGUCAAUAUGCGUGGGCGUUCUUUGACUCUGAAGAUUAUGAAACGCGAUCCAAAUGCGCCUGUUGAACCACCUAAGUUCAUGGGACACGGCAUCUGUGAGACAUUCAACAAGCAAACUGCAUUUAGCAGCGCAAACGGCAAAGCUACAAGCGAUCCCAAGGAUAUCGGUGACCACGCAUGGAAGCUACUGAAUUCUUGGGCAUUCGAUCCCAAAGAGCUACGUGGAGUAGGCAUUCAAAUACAGAAGCUAGAUAUGACGUCGGUAGCUGACACCGCCGAUCCUGGGCAAGUGAAGCUGCCAUUCCACAUCAAGAGCUCUACGACCGUGCAGGAAAACACUGAACAAGAUGACCUUCCAGUGCCUAGGAUCGUCACUGAACCCCCUUCUCAAGAUGACCCACCUCAAAAUGAGGUCGGUCCUUCACAUGUAGACCUUCCCUCUUUCUCCCAGGUCGACAAGGACGUCUUCGACGCAUUACCGGAUGAUGUUAGGAAGGAGCUAGAACUUGAAUACCAGCGCAGAUCACAUUCGCCAAUGCCGGUGGAACAACCCCCUCGUGAUGUCCGACCGAAAAUCAUGGUCAAAGGCGUCAACGUCAAAAGAAUCACCCAACAACUUGCGCCGAAGAACAGAACGAGCGUAUCGCCCCGCAAAAACACGCUCUUUGCGAAACGUGAUGGCCCAUCGUACAUGCGUGUGUCUGACGAAGAGCUUCGUAAACUUGAUAUCGACCCAGAUGUAUAUGCUGUCUUGCCUGUGGACUUGCAGCGCGAACAGUUGAUCAUGGCUCGGCAUGCAAAAAGUGGAAAUCUCCUUCAAGAACGCAAGAUCAUUAAGGCUUCUUCUGGUCGUGGACCAUCUGUACCUUAUCGCAAGAAACCUCCUCCUCAAGCUAAGCACCCGCAGCCGCCUCUUCUGAAACAGCAGGGUCAGCAGCCAGGGGAGAAACUGUACUUUGCCGAAACUGAAGAUGUUCAGACCGUCAUCGAGUCAUGGGUCAAGGGGUUCACAGAUCAUCCCCCGAACCCAAAAGACGUCGACUAUUUCAGCAAAUUUUUGGUGAGGAGUGUAGAAUCGGCUGAUACAGGCAUGGAGAAAACCAUUGCUGUAAUGAAGUGGUGGCUUAUCCUCUUGAAGAGAAAUUGGGAGGUUUACGAACACGCAAGCAGCGCGGAGGAGAAUCAUGAUGGAGACGCGAAGGCAGAGGACAUCGGGAGAGCUUGGUGGAAAGCAUUCAGGGAAGUGAAGGCCAAGGUUGAUGCUGCUACCAGACGACGCUUCGGUGGUUCAUUAUCUCUUAAAUGA
Molecule: messenger RNA, 3340 nt
Organism: Suillus paluster
Lineage: Eukaryota; Fungi; Basidiomycota; Agaricomycetes; Boletales; Suillaceae
Exons: 10
Coding region: 80-3340 (1086 amino acids)
Biological process (GO): error-prone translesion synthesis; error-free translesion synthesis
Cellular component (GO): nucleus
Molecular function (GO): deoxycytidyl transferase activity; damaged DNA binding; DNA-directed DNA polymerase activity
Source: RefSeq, a predicted model, not a curated record